This is a messenger RNA of Camellia sinensis, 1449 nucleotides long. NCBI's taxonomy places the organism in Eukaryota, Viridiplantae, Streptophyta, Magnoliopsida, Ericales, Theaceae. The record is from RefSeq and is a predicted model, not a curated record.
AUGAAUUUCCCUGUAAAUAAGGAGCUUUGUGCUGCUAAGAGCAAUAACAAUUUCCAAGAAUCACAUAUUGUUUCCUCCAGAACUCUGAAGAGAGGAUUGCCCGAUUGUUAUUCUCAAGUUGAUGCACCUGCAAGAACUUCCCAGAAGUUUAGAGUAAUUGCGAAAGAGGGUAGGUGUCAUCUUCUGCUUGCUGCAAAUCCAUCCCCUUUACCUGAAAAGAUAGAUGCUGUUUUGUCCCAUCGAGAAAUGCAGGGUGAAAAAAACUUUUAUACUUCUUUUAACAGCAGAACAACUCACUUUACUGAAGUCGAUGUGGAGAGGGAGAAACCAAGCGGAGCUGUUGGGUGUUCGCAUGCAAUCAGCUUAGAACCUAAUGAUGCAGACAAUAUUACAUGCUCUGUGGCUAGUUGUAGCAUUACUAGCAAUGAUUCCUUUAAGUUGCGUUGUAAUUUUUCUGUUGAAGAUACUGAAGGAAAUUGUAGUGAUGCUGAGUCUGUUUGUCAUAGGAGCUUUAAGGAAGGGAAUUGUUUCCUUCCCAGUCAGGUGGAAUUGGCAGAAGAAAUUCAUAGGUUAGAGUUACAUGCCUACUGUUGCACUAUUGAGGCAUUGCAUGCAUUGGGACCCUUAAGUUGGGAACAAGAAACAUUGGUGACAAAUCUUCGCCUUUCGCUCCAUAUAUCAAAUGAUGAACAUUUGAUGGAGCUACGGAACCUAGUUUCUACUGCUACCAGCAUGCCUCUUAGUUGACAGGGAAAAAAAGAAAUCCCUUCCCCCCCAGUUUAUUCUCUCCCUUUUCUGUUCAUUUUCCAUGCGUAGAAUUUGUUUUACCCUAGGUAUAGUGAUUGUAGUUCGUUGUAAGAAGCAGAUAGAUUUUGUUUGUUUGUUUUGUUUUGUUUUGUUUUUUUUUUUGUUGUUUCUAUUUUGGUUAUAUAAUUCUGUAAUGGUCUUGAUGAAAUGUUUGUACCACAAACUUCUAUAAUGCAUGCAAUGGACAUUUCUGAACUCAACUUGUUUAUCUUACAUCUAUUGGGCUGUUUACUGUUUUGACAUUUAUUAGUAAAAAGUUGGAUAUCCUCUUGAUUAAUUCCUAAUAUAUUUGAAUGCUUAGUGGAUUAAAAUUUGCAAAUGAUGACUAGAUGUAUAGUUACUAGAUUUCAUAAAUUCACAGUGUCAGAUAUAAUCUUUGUUGUUAAGGAUGGUAUUAUAUGGGGAAAUGCCAUUGCGAUAAUGCUUAUAGUUUUCUCUGUACUUGUAUUGUAUGUGUAUUUUUCUCUUUUGUGUUAAGUGGAGUAUGUAAAGUUCCUCAAUUUUUGGAAUUUUGGGGUUUUACGAAAGCACCAAUAAUAUGAAAAUUUUGUGGGUUCCAUUCUACAAAUAGCUGAUUAUGUCCAUACCAUUUGGCAAUGUAAGUAGUAAUUUUAAGGACAUUAUUGAUGCUUCCCCAGCAUU